GUAAGAGGCGACGAACUUGUGUGUUCUGGUCACGUCGUUCAGAGUUCGACCCUCGGCAACGGCAGGUGUGUCAUGAGGGGGAAACUGUCGUCUGCAGGUUGUCCAGUGUAGUAAUUACCUCCUGCAGGUGUGCCAAGGGCCCACCCGGAAAACUGGGGAUAAAGACGGGAACAACCCGCUCGUUGAAGGUGGUGAUGGCGUGUCUGAGGGCGUGGGUGGGGCUGACCACACUCCUCACCUUCGCAUUCUUUGUCACAACAGGUGCGACGAUGCAGUGUUUCCUCUGCAGCUACUCGCCACGCAGUAACAGCUCCAGAAUCGACGGCUGUACGGACGGCAACUUCACCGAGGAGCAGACCGAGUCCCGCUCCUGUGACCUGGGCUGUGAGGCUGUCACCGUCUACGACCUAAACGGUGAGGUGGAGAGUUUUCACCGCAACUGCGCCACCGAAGACACCCUCAUGACAAACUCGUGCGGUUUCUACAAAACCAUCAUCCUGACGCGUUACGUCUGCACCUGCGACUGGUCGUACUGCAACACCGCCUCUAGCCAGAUGCAGGUGUUUCGACCGGGCCUGUUGAUGUUGCUGGGUCCUGCGGUCACAUGGUUGGGUCUUUCCCAAAGGCUACUGACCGUAUGAGGGACGGUGGCCGCUGUUUCUGCAACAUAAGUGUGAACGUCUCCUAACUUCAACAGAACCUAUGAGCCUUCUGAUUACCGAGAAAAGACAUUAGUACAUUUUGGACAGUGAAGACGAUACUGUAAAUGACUGAUCAGUGACUUUGUUUCAGAUUUUGGUAUAAUCAUGAAAAUGAAGUUACUUGUACAGCUCAGCACAAAACCGUAUCUUGGGCAGUGAGAACGCAUUUUAUGGCGGCACAGCAGACGACGAGUGAGGGGAUUAGAUAGCUGACGCAGGAAACACGCGCCUCCUAUUGUUGCGCCACCGUCAGUCAACACAAUGUUAACAAUAUCCACUUCCAGAGCGUCAGUCCAAAAAAAUUGCAUUUUAGCACCUGAUAUUCUCUGAUAGCUGUAGAGGAUAUUCCUCACGGCGGAUAUACAGUACUGUUUGUGUUACGAAGAAUGCAGUCAGCAUCUCACCAGGACACGGUGAUCACGGUACCAGGUGAUAGGUAAAAAGACAACAUUUUCAUUACAUUUUUUACCUUCAACAAUUAUUUGUUUUUGUUUUACUAUGCCAUGUCUUCACGGGGAAACCCUCUGUUCUGUUUCGAGGGGAAGAGACCAUAGCUAGUCACAACUGUAAGGCAACAGUCAAUACACAAGAACUACAAUAAUCAAGGAUGCAGGGAGUAAUUUACUUUGAGUAGUCUGUGGCGGGAUGACUCACAGACACCACAAAGAGAGCGAGAGGUGUCCCCUACGCCCACCCACGGUACGCCCCUCUCUUAUAACACAGACACAGUGUUUAAGUGACCUCACUCAAUGUAGACUCAUACCUGUAGUGAGGCUGGCCUUGCAUAUACGAAGCGGAUGGUAGCUCUUUGUCAUGCAUGUUUGCACGUCAGUCGGCCUACCCAAACAUAUUUUUUUUCUAACAUAUGAUAAAUGUUGCAGAGAAAACAUCUCAUCGGAGUAAGAAGCCGUCCAAAAGUGACUUGACAUCUCCAAAUUCGGACUUGGCCCAAAAGUACCAACUAUACUAAUGUCAUGGGCAGCUGCUAUUACAACAGCUAGCUCAAGAGCACCACCUGUACUCAUGUCGUGGGCCACUGCUGUUACAACAGCUGGCUCAGGAGCACCACAUGUACUAGUCAUACUAAGUUUCUUAAUGUGUUCACGGUGUGAUGCGUCAUCUUGUGUGUAUAGUAUUAGCUCUUCGUUUCUUCAAGUAUUUACUUAGUUUGUCCAUCAGCUUAGGAGGUGCACAGGCUGAAGCAACUCUGGAAUCACAGACGGAGGGAUGGACCAGUUGAUACUGGCAAUCAACCUGAUCAAGUGAGAGUGUACUUGUGGGACAUCAGAUCGCCGGUGCACUCUUCAGGGAGUGCUGGGGCGCGUAUCUGUCGUCACUCUGCAGCCUGUCUGCUUUUUCAGUCAGUGUGUUUCCGCUAUGAAGCCUGCCAAAGAUGCCUCACAAGCAAUAACAAUGUUUGAUGUAUAUAUUUUAGAUAUCACUGUAUUCAUCACUGCCACGCCAAACACAAAACUACCAUUCUAGAGUCUAAACGUGCAAGCUCUCAGUGUUAUUACCAGGUGCAAUGAGCUGCAAUCAUAGCUUAUAAGCAUUACACUAUGAAUAAUUGCAUAGCAUGUAUAUGCUUCUCAAAAAAUAUUCAUAAAAUUCUGUUUUAUCUUUGAAUCUCAUCAACUUUCUGUUCACAGCAAAAAAACAAUCUUCACUGUACACAGGAAAAGCUUUUUUUGUAUUUCUGUAUAAUAAAAGUGAGAAUGGUGUGUUUGCUUGACCUGGGCGGCCAGAGGAUGUAGCAGAGGUGUGGUCAGGGUCGGGCCACACCUUGUUGUUGUCGAGGCCGAUAAUUUCCGUGGACUGUGUCUGCACUUGACUGUGUUCCUUGUUACUCCGGCUCGCCAGCACGUCAGUCAUUUAUCAGCAGUUAUUACAAGACAUCUCUUACACAGAGAGUCUAUUGCCCAUUCCACUCUGCUUGUGAUAAAAAUGAAAUAAUGUUUUCUGUCGAUGUCAUUCGCCAGAGGACAGCCGGGCGUAUCCAUGUUGGGAGUAGCUUUCUGUAUGAUAGUGGUAGAGCUUAUUGACGCGUCAGUCAGUAAGGUAGCAACAAAAUGUCUCCUUGUAAAUUCUGCUUUAUAUAAUAUACGGUUUUUAUACCACCUUCAUGACCCCCUGGCAUUUGUCUUUCAUAUGGUCAAGUCUAUAAUAUAUUAUUCAAUAGAUUUUAUACCACAGUUUAGGUUUAUAAAAGAUGAUAUAUUGAAAAAAAAAAGUACUAUAUUGAAAAUAUAAUACGUUAGAGUAGAUAGUAAGUGUUGUCAAAACAGGGAAUACUUGGUAUGUAUAUGAAACAUUGACCAGCGGUCACAACACCUGGUAUGCUGACCACAGGAACCUCUGGUCAGUACACAACACAUGGUAUAUUGACCACACGAACCUCGGGUCAGUACACAACACGUGGUAUAUUGACCACACGAACCUCGGGUAUUUACACAACACGUGGUAUAUUGACUACUGGCCAGAGGUCACAACACCCGGUAUGUAUAUAAACAUUACACAAGAACACUCGGUAUAUGUACACCACAAUGACCUUAGGUCAUUACACCACAACACUGACCAGAGGUCAUCACCACACAGUCAGCAGAACAAAAUGUGCAUAUAUCUGGCUGUCACAUGAGCAAAUUUAUGGUUUAUCUGUCAAUAAAAUAUAAAAUCUGA
Messenger RNA from Homarus americanus (American lobster), 3377 nucleotides. RefSeq lists its product as uncharacterized. The record is from RefSeq and is a predicted model, not a curated record. The transcript has 5 exons. Bases 195 to 641 code for a protein of 148 amino acids. NCBI's taxonomy places the organism in Eukaryota, Metazoa, Arthropoda, Malacostraca, Decapoda, Nephropidae.